Aspergillus ochraceoroseus IBT 24754 is the source of this 1715-nucleotide messenger RNA. Its product is annotated as glycoside hydrolase family 76 protein. The record is from RefSeq and is a predicted model, not a curated record. Gene Ontology annotation, biological process: carbohydrate catabolic process; fungal-type cell wall biogenesis. Gene Ontology annotation, molecular function: mannan endo-1,6-alpha-mannosidase activity. The coding region runs from base 1 to 1368 and encodes 455 amino acids. Lineage: Eukaryota; Fungi; Ascomycota; Eurotiomycetes; Eurotiales; Aspergillaceae. The transcript is spliced from 4 exons.
AUGCGUUGGGCCCGUCUGCUAUCGUGGGGUGGGGCCGCCCUGCUGGUGCUCCAAGGGCAACUGGCCCUGGCCGAUCUCACCAUCGAUGUUAACUCUGCUGAUACCUUGAAGCAGGCCGGUAAGGAUAUCGCCGCGCCGAUGAUGGUGUUCUACGCACAAAACCAAACCGAGGGUAUCCCCGGCAAGCUCACCGACACAUGGUACGUUGCGGGUGCGAUGUUCAUGACCCUGAUCCAGUACUGGCAGGCCUCUGGCGACAGCCAGUACAACUCUAUUGUUUCGCACGAUCUUAUGUUCCAGGCGGGACGAAACUACGACUACUUCGAUUCCAAUUACAGUCAGUGGCUAGGUAACGAUGACCAAAUGUUUUGGGGUCUGGCAGCGAUGACUGCCUCGGAGACUGGUUUCCCCGAGGUGCAGGACAAGCCGACAUGGACGUCGCUGGCUCGCGCGGUGUUCAACAUGCAGGUCGGCCGGUGGAACUCCCAGUCCUGUGGGGGUGGCAUCACCUGGCAGAUCCAUCCCUGGCAAGCGGGUUACACGCUGCGUAACUCCAUCUCGGACGGCGGGCUGUUCCAGCUGGCGGCGCGACUGGGCCGCUUUACGGGCAAUACCACCUACCUGGACUGGGCCGAGAAGCUUUGGAACUGGUCGACGCAGUCGCCGUUGAUCAACACCCAUACGUGGUUUGUUGCCGAUUCGACGUCGGGAGACAACAACUGCACCGACAGUGGCAACAUGCAGUGGACGUACAAUUACGGGACCUACCUUGCCGGUGCAGCCUUCAUGUACAAUGCGACCAACGACGAGAAAUGGCUCACGCGGGUGAAUGGCCUGCUGGGCCGGCUGGAAUCCGACUUCUUCCCGCAAACGUACGGAAGCGUGGUGUUAUCCGAAGUCUCGUGCGAGGGUCUUCAAACCUGCGAUCGCAACAUGCUGUGCUUCAAGGGCUGGACCGCCAUGUGGCUGGCGUUCACCGCGCAAUUGGCGCCGACGACGCAGGCCACGAUCCUGCCGAAGCUCCAGGGGUCCGCUGAGGCCAUUGGACGGCAGUGCGACGGGGAAACAGACAAUCUCUGCGGGUCGCGCUGGUGGCAGAACACCUGGGACGGCAUCAAGGGUCUGGAAGUGCAGAUGAGUGCCCUGGGUGGUAUCACGUCCAACCUGAUGAUUCUGACGGGGACAAGAGCCAAGACGAUCCAAAACAACCCCAAUGCCAAGGAGCAGUACCUGGACACAUACAGUGACGACACGCCCGAUGCGCUGCCAACAAUCACCACCGGCGACCGCGUGGGCUCGUGGAUUCUCACUGUUCUCUGGAGUCUGAGUAUCAUGGCAGCUGCUUGGUGGCUGAUGAAGCAGCAGUGAUCCCGUAUGUAAGGGAUGGCUCGCUAGUUGUAAUUUUCCUCUUACAUACUUGAUUAUUGGUUCAUUUUGUUUUUUGUUUCUUUUUUUUUUUUUUUUUUUGGGCUUUUGAUUAGGAGUUGUCUUUGGUUUUAUUGUGUUAUACAGUUCCUUUUGGGAUGCAAUAUUCUUGUAUGUGAAUAGCCAGAGCACAGUACAGUUUCUAUGAAAGCAGACGAUGAAGCAACUGCAGAUAUAGAAACACAGCCCAUUAUAAAACUUGAUCGUAUUAGGGUGAUUGGCCUGGUAUUGAUCUGCUAUUGAUCUAGAUAUCUACUCAAGUACUCACAUUGCAGGUCCUCAAACCAAAC